ACGGUGACGGGAGCGCUCCCCACCGAACCCUGAGCGAGCGCGAUGCGAGCGGUCUGCUGCCGAUCCUCCUUAAAUAUUUAAUUGUGCUGUAGCUGCGAGGAAGAGAGGAGCGCGAGAGGGAAAGUGACAGUGACCGUAGGGGGAGUGAAAGGGAGCGGCGGAGGUUAAGGAGCCUUUUUGUCUGCAUUUGUGGUGCUUUGCUGGUGUUUUCUGCAGACAUGCCUUCUCUGUAGGGCUUUUCCUCCACAAACGGGGGGGGAGAGGGAACGGUGCCUUAUCCCUGCCACGAGCACACACUGCUGUGAAAACAGCCGCUGGUCCAGCCUCCGUCAACAGCCGGGGAGGUUUACUACAGAAGCUGCAACAUCUCUGGGAAUGGAAUGGACUUUGAUUAGCUCCUCACUCCUCAAGCUUAAUCCACGUCUCUGAAUGAGCAACCAGAUCAGUUUUGCUUUCAUAUUGCGCUUAAAAUCGCGCUUUUACACCAGACGCUUUCCAGAAAUGUGGUCCAGCCUUCAAAAGCGUGCAGAGGAAGACAGUGAUGGGAAAACUCCUUAAGACCAUGACGAGGAGCCAAGACUGAAGGAUAGAGGUGGAACAACACCAGAUAACAGAAUUACAGCAAGCAAAUUCUCUAUUUUCUUGCUCAGACGCUGUUUGAUCACCCAGAGCCCGCCUGCUCUCCCUCAGCUGUCUAGGACGUGGAACCCGUGGGAUUUAUUUUAAUGAAUCAAUAUUCGCCUCUCGACGCCAUGACGUACAACUGGAGAAUUUUUUAAUUCUCUCUGAAGGAAGGAUCCUGUCGUCUUGUUGAACAUCGUGGAAGAGUUGCAGAGGUAACCUCACUCUGCCCAAGAUCCCGGAGUCUAACAUGGCUCUCAGUGUGUUGGGAGUGUUCCUGGGAUUACUUCUGGAAGUUUCUGCUCAUGGACCCUCCAGUGUUCCCCGGAGCUCGUGGAGGCAUGAAGAUGUGAGCUUGGUGGAGUUUUCAGAGCCAGGAGUCUUUAACUACUCCACACUGUUGCUGAGUGAGGAGAGGGAGGCGCUGUACGUUGGGGCCAGAGAGGCAGUCUUUGAGCUCAACAUCAACGACGUGUCCAUUAAGAAGAACCAGGUGUUUUGGAAAGUUCCAGAGAAGCACAUAACCAUGUGCACCUUAAAGGGGAAGUCUAAGGAGACGGAUUGUCUGAACUACAUUCGGGUUGUUCAAAUGUUGGAUGAAGACAGACUGUAUGUGUGUGGGACGCAUGCGUUUCAGCCAUUCUGCGAUUACCUGUCUUUAAAAGACUUCAGUCUGAUGGAAAAGCAGGAGGAUGGCAGAGGGAAGUGCUCGUAUGACCCUGCUCAGAGUUUCACCACAGUGAUGGUUGACGGGGAGCUGUACUCAGGGACGGCGUAUAACUUCCUGGGCAGUGAGCCGAUCAUCUCCAGAUACUCCCUCUCCCAGAGCCUCCUGCGCACUGAGUACUCCACGUCCUGGCUCAACGAGCCCAGUUUUGUGUUUGCUGAUGUGAUCCGGGAAGGGAAGAACAGCGCAGACGGAGACGAUGAUAAGAUUUAUUACUUCUUCACUGAGGUUUCUGUGGAAUACGAGUUCUUUGGCAAGCUGCUGAUCCCCCGCAUUGCCCGCGUCUGCAAGGGGGAUCUAGGUGGCCAGAGGACUCUGCAGAAGAAGUGGACAUCCUUCCUGAAGGCCAAGCUGGUGUGCUCCAUGCCUGAGCUCAAUUUUGUCUUCAACGUGGUUCAUGACGUGUUCAUUCUUAAGACCCCAGACUGGAGAGAAACAGUCAUAUAUGGAGUCUUCACCUCACAGUGGGCUAAUGUGGGUCUGUCUGCUGUGUGUGCGUAUAAUAUGACCUCGGUGGACGAAGUGUUCUCGAAGGGGAAGUACAUGCAGAAAGCUACGGUGGAGCAGUCGCACACUAAGUGGGUCAGAUACAACGGUAUCACGCCCACGCCUCGACCCGGAGCGUGCAUCAACAGUCAUAACCGCAGGCAGAACAUCAGCAGUUCUCUGCUGCUGCCUGAUAAAACGCUGCAGUUUGUGAAGGACCACCCGCUGUUGGCUGACCCCGUGCUGCCCAUCGGCAACGGACCCCGGCUCAUCGCCAAAGAUGUCAAUUACACCCAGAUUGCUGUGGAGAGAGUCCCCGCCCUCGACAACAAUGUGUAUGACGUCAUAUUUACUGGCACUGAUAAAGGGGUCCUACAUAAAUCGGUGGUCUAUGAAGGAGGUGUGCACACUGUGGAAGAGAUCCAGCUCCUGAAGAACCAGGAACCGAUUAAAACUCUACUGCUGUCCACACAAGAGGCCAGAUUCCUGUAUGCUGGUUCUGACUCUGGCGUGGUCCAGUCCCCCACUGCGUUCUGUGACAAAUACCUCACUUGUGAAGACUGCAUUCUGGCUCGGGACCCUUACUGUGCCUGGAGCACUCAUGCCGCUUCCUGUGUCAAUAUUUUCCAUAGGCGGGACAAUGCACAACACCGGAAGUUGCUUCAGAACCUGCGAGGAGACGCUGGCAUGUGUCCGUCAGUGAGGCCACGCAUGGCGGAGAGCUACCAGCAGGUGGUGGUGAAGCCGGGCAGUUUGGCGGAGCUCCCCUGCAGGGUGCGCUCUAACCUGGCCCAGAUGCUGUGGAAGGUAAACGGCAGCGUUCUCACCGAAGCCUCCCACUUCCUGCUGAUGGGGGACACGGGUCUGCUCAUCUACAGCGUGGCUCCAGAGGACCAGGGCCGCUACGAGUGCUGGUCAGUAGAGGCAGCAGUGGGCAAGAACUUCACCCGCCUGGUUGCUGGAUAUGACCUACAGCUGGACCUCCCGAAAAGCGAGUCGUCAUCGUCAUCGUCUGGACGCGUUCUGUCUUCAGCUGAUAUCGUUGAGGAGUUGUACCCAGACACCUCCACGGUGCGCUCCACCACCACUGCGGCCAAAGGUGACAAAGGUAAUAACGGUAACGGCGCAGGAACCCCUCUACUAACGUCCACGGAGGCAUCCCCACUAACCCCCCCAACCAUCAGCACCACCACUCCCAGCAUCAUCAACAGUGCAAAACCCCAGCCUAAACUCUCCACCCCCUCUGAAGGCAGCGGCGCACAGCCCCGGCCCGAAAACCUGGACCCCUCGGCCAAGUACCUCCAGUACGACAACAGCGGCGCCCUGCUUUUCCUCUUCCUCCUCUUCUUCCUCCUCUUCCUGUGCGCACUGUCUUAUAACUGCUACAUGCAGUACCUGCCGGCACCCUGCCUGCGCCUCCGCGCCGCCCUGCUCGGAUCGCCCAAAAAGCCGCAGCCCGAAUACAUCGCCUGCGAGGCGGGUCUGAUGGAGCCCGUCCCGGAGAAACCCGACCUGACUGAGCAGCUGCAGCAGAACGGGGCGCAGCAGCAGCAGCUCCGAGCACUCCGAGACACCGGCUACGAAACGGAACCAGAGUGUGGAAACGGAAAAAUACCGUCGCACAGCUACGAAGAGGCGGACGACAGCCCUUCCAAACAGCGGCCGUUCGAUAUCGACUGCGAAUCGCAGCCGAUCGAGUACGCAGAUGCGGAUGCGCCUUACUGAGAAGGCCACGGACACGGAUGCGUCUCGUAAUUGGAUGAAUUCUUGUCUAGGAUGGCUUCUGUACUGCAACCACACAAUCCUCCGGAGGGAUUGGUCUCGCUUUUUGACUUGCAGGUGUUCGACGAUCCGACCCGACCGUGCGUAAAAGAUUCGUUUUUGGGGGGGAAGUGGCUGAUUUGCGUAGUUCAGCAAGCAUAUGAUUCCAAAUUGGAAACAUGGUUUACCAAAUUGGUAAGUUAGCUUGGUGUUUUCCAAAUUGGAGUUAAAAUAUUUUGUAUCGGGGGGUGAGUGGGGAUCAUUUUUCCUUCUUUUUCUAUUCCCCACAUUCUGCCCUGAAGCUCGUAUGACAGUCCGUUUGUCCUCCAACCUUGUGUACUACUCUCAGGGACGUGAAUCGUACUUCGCCAAAUCUCUGCUCAGUGCAGUCUCAAACAGCACUGCUGGCAGAAAUACAAGGGCCGGGAUGGGCACGAACACUGCUGCCAAAUGCUGAGGUGAGCAAAGCAACGGGGAAUGGAAAGGAAUAUAGUGAAGACGGAAGAUGCCCGAUUCCACUGAAACGGAGAUGAAGAUAGCGGUCAGUACUGGACUGACCGAGUCGUGUUCCUGCACUGUCAGUAUUUGUGUUUUUCUAGUGAUGAGUAAACAUAAAGGCGGUGUAGAGGAGGAGGAAAUUCCACCAAGACGUUUGGACGAUGUACUAAAAAUAAAAACAGAUUUACGUUGUAUUUUC
Molecule: messenger RNA, 4292 nt
Organism: Pygocentrus nattereri (red-bellied piranha)
Lineage: Eukaryota; Metazoa; Chordata; Actinopteri; Characiformes; Serrasalmidae
Gene: sema4d
Product: sema domain, immunoglobulin domain (Ig), transmembrane domain (TM) and short cytoplasmic domain, (semaphorin) 4D
Exons: 17
Coding region: 872-3559 (895 amino acids)
Biological process (GO): neural crest cell migration; ossification involved in bone maturation; negative regulation of axon extension involved in axon guidance
Molecular function (GO): chemorepellent activity; semaphorin receptor binding
Source: RefSeq, a predicted model, not a curated record